Molecule: messenger RNA, 960 nt
Organism: Leptosia nina
Lineage: Eukaryota; Metazoa; Arthropoda; Insecta; Lepidoptera; Pieridae
Source: the annotation of a GenBank genome assembly
AUGACUACAAUGAAGAAUCCUAAUUCGUCGUCUUCUAAACUCGCUCUUCUCAGUCACAUCAAGUAUGAGCACUUGGUCGCUGGUAUUUCUGGUGGUGUAACGUCCACUCUCAUCUUACACCCUUUGGAUUUAAUAAAAAUUAGAUUUGCUGUUAACGACGGUCGUACUGCCACGGUACCACGUUAUGAUGGACUCGGUAGCGCUUUCGUUACAAUUGUCAAAAAGGAAGGAGUACGGGGCCUCUAUCGUGGAGUCACUCCUAACGUAUGGGGUUCUGGAUCAGCUUGGGGCUUCUAUUUCUUAUUCUACAAUGCAAUAAAGACAUGGAUUCAGGGUGGGAACGCACGAACACCUUUAGGCCCUGGUCUUCAUAUGCUCGCUGCUGCUGAAGCUGGUGUCCUAUCGCUUAUAAUGACAAAUCCUAUUUGGGUGGUGAAAACCCGUCUAUGUCUUCAGUACAGUGAGGAACACCUUGCAGAAAACAAGAGAUACAAAGGAAUGGUCGAUGGCCUCACUAAAAUAUACCGAUCAGAGGGUAUCCGAGGUUUAUACCGGGGCUUUGUUCCUGGAAUGUUUGGUGUGUCCCACGGCGCCUUGCAGUUUAUGACCUAUGAAGAAAUGAAGAACAGAUACAAUCAGUAUAGGAACUUGCCUAUAGACAUUAAAUUGACAUCAGUGGAAUACCUGACGUUCGCUGCGGUGUCCAAGCUCCUAGCCGCCGGCGCCACUUACCCCUAUCAGGUGAUACGCGCCCGGCUCCAAGACCAGCACAGGGCGUACCGCGGGGCGUGGCACUGCGUCACCGAGACGUGGAGGCACGAGGGCUGGCGGGGUUUCUACAAAGGCCUGCAACCGAACCUCGUUCGAGUUAUUCCUGCAACAAUGAUAACUUUCCUCACGUACGAGAACGUUUCGCAUUAUAUGCUGAACCGACGGAAGGAGAUUAAACUACCCUCGUAA